CUUCCUGACACUUCACUUAAGGCACCAAGUCAACCAUGCUGAGAAAGAUGUUGAUCCUUUCAGCUCUACUGGCUGUGUUUCUAGUUGAUCCAAUAAAACCACAAGAGGCAUUGACUACCCCUCUGUCUGGGGACUCAAACAUGGAGCCGAGCAUAAAGCCAAGCACGGACUCAAGCAUGGAGACUACUGGAAAGCCCAGCGGGGAAGGAAGCGGAGACCCCAGUGCGGAACCAAGUUCAGAGCGCAACAGAGAGCCAAGCACAGAGUCCACCAGAGAGCUGAGUGUGGAACCAACCAAAGAAUCCAGCACAAAACCAACCAAAGAGCCAAGCACAGAACCUCACAUGUCUGGACAGCAAUGGCAUCACCCACCAAAGAAACAGUUUCUGCUUUUAUGAAAUGAGUAAUCAGCAGCAACCUACCUACCCACCCUACUUCUCCAAAUCAGCAUCAUCUCUCCCCAAAUACACAUACUCAGGGGACCUAAGAGAGAUUUCUAUUCCCCUUGGGCUGCUGAAUAACAAAAGGGAAUAUAGCAGGAUCCAAGAAUCUGGCUCUGAACCUUCAGCAAUAUAGUGCUCCUUAGCACUCUGCUUGGACAUUGGUUCCGGGGUGGCUCAAUACAAGAGAAUUCUGCCUGCUGGAACACCAACAUCACAUUCCGUGGGACAUUGGGAGAGAUUCUGCCCCUUGCUUCAGCAGCAUAUAGGAAAUGUAAACAGCCCACAAGGAGAAGGGGAGAAUUUCUUCAGUGCAGCUACAGUAUUGGGUUGUCAGAGGCACCCGCACGCAAGCCCUGGCAUAUUAAUAAAAAGUGAAAAUGCCAAUGAAACUCCAGUUUG
Messenger RNA from Gopherus flavomarginatus (Mexican gopher tortoise), 842 nucleotides. RefSeq names its product diacylglycerol kinase kappa-like. The transcript has 3 exons. Lineage: Eukaryota; Metazoa; Chordata; Testudines; Testudinidae. The coding region runs from base 36 to 398 and encodes 120 amino acids. The record is from RefSeq and is a predicted model, not a curated record.